Messenger RNA from Lobosporangium transversale, 1009 nucleotides. RefSeq lists its product as hypothetical. The transcript is spliced from 2 exons. NCBI's taxonomy places the organism in Eukaryota, Fungi, Mortierellomycota, Mortierellomycetes, Mortierellales, Mortierellaceae. The annotation marks the transcript as partial. Gene Ontology annotation, molecular function: protein binding. The record is from RefSeq and is a predicted model, not a curated record.
UAAAAACCUUGUUCGAUAGCCAUAGGGUUAAUGGUAUUGAGUGAGCCUCAUUGCAAGAAAACACAGCUGAAGGCAGGUUUUUUCAGAUUCUCACACUUUCAUCACAUUCUUUUGUUGAUUUCACAUAAUGACUGUUGCGGAGAAAGAGCUUCAAGCAUUUCGUCUCAUCAGCCUGGAUGGAACACCAAUCUCAUCGUCGGACAUCAAGCACGUUGAGGCUCGCUUUGAUCAGAAAAGACAAGAGUACAUCCUCCUCUGGAAUGACAUUCUAUUCAUUCACAAGGAUGCAGUCCAUGUAGAAAACAAAGGAGAAAUUCUGCUAUUUCUCACCGAUGAUGGCUUUGAAUAUGUCAAACCACUUCGAAUCCGUGCAGCGCUUGAUGUCGUACUUGACAUUGUCAUUUCCUCUCAAACAGGUGUCAAGGCAGACGAGCCAGUUAUAUCAGAGGCAAAUGAUGCCAUCAUUCAGAACAGUCAAGGCGAGAUGUACUAUUAUGGCAAAGGCGUCCCACAAGAUUACUUAAAAGCCUUUGACUGGUAUCUCAAGGCAGCCAACCAAGGGUAUGCCAGCGCUCAGUACAAUUUAGGCUACAUGUACCUUAAGGGCAAAGGUGUUCCACACGACUACUCAACAGCCUUUAGCUGGUUCCUCAAGGCUGCCAAUCAAGGAGACGUUGAUGCUCAGAACGCUCUAGGCGACAUAUACUCUGAAGGCAAAGGUGUUCCACGCGACUACUCAACAGCCUUUAACUGGUAUCUCAAGGCUGCCAACCAAGGAGACGCUGAUGCUCAGAACGCUCUAGGCGACAUAUACUACUAUGCCAAUGGCGUCCCACAAGACUAUUCAAAGGCCAUUGACUGGUAUCUCAAGGCAGCCAACCAAGGAAAUGCUGAUGCUCAGUACACUCUAGGUGACAUGCACCAUAAUGGUGAUGGAGUUACACUCGACUAUUCAAAGGCUAUUGAUUGGUAUCUUAAAGCAGCCAACCAAGGCAAUGCUGAUGCUCAA